Messenger RNA from Phytophthora nicotianae INRA-310, 615 nucleotides. RefSeq lists its product as hypothetical. The record is from RefSeq and is a predicted model, not a curated record. The transcript has a single exon. NCBI's taxonomy places the organism in Eukaryota, Oomycota, Peronosporomycetes, Peronosporales, Peronosporaceae. The coding region runs from base 1 to 615 and encodes 204 amino acids.
AUGGAGGUCACCGAUCUACGGGCUGAGCGGGACCAGGCGCAAGAGAGAUUGUUUAGUAUCGCUUCUCUUCUCCCUUCUGCUUUGGGCCACAAACGAGCACGCUCCGAGUCUGAUUCUCCAGCCCAGUCAGCUCGAGUUUCCAAGGCCGCUCGAUCGACUUCAGGUCCUUUCCCGGCUGGCGCUUUGAGUCAGGGCCCUGCGUCCAGAUCUUUGAUCGUAGGAUUGUCUGCUGUGGCUGCCGGCCAGAAAUCUGAGGGGCCGGCAUCGUCUCCUCCGUUUGCUGGCCCUCCUGAUCAUCUUCCUCGAUCUGCUCGAUCGACCGCCAUGGGUGGCAGCGGGGGUGCUUCGUCUUCGCCUGCAGCUUCCGAUGUUCCGAUGGUGGCGAGAGCUCUUCCGGCAUAUCCAGUUCUACUCGUGGGAAGCGACAGUAGUUCUCCGGAGUUGAGUCGCGCUAAGGACCAGUUUGGAAUGCCGUCCGGUCCUCUAUCGGACGCUGAGCUGGCGGAUCUACCGUCUACCACGGUUCCCCGGUCGGAGUGGAUCCCCGGUUAUCGUGACCGUCGUAACUUCCGCAGUCAUGAUAUCGUCCCCUGGUCUGCGCAGGAUAUUCGUUAG